CUCACGAAACAGAGGAAGAUCAGUUAUCUUGGAAAAUAAAAACUUUUCCAAACGAUCGAAUUGUUUUCGAAGAACUAUCGAUAAUCUAGGCAAUAGAACAAUGGAAAGAAAUCACCCAAAAGCCUCAUCUGAAAAAAAUGCUUCAACAAGGCCAUUAUCAGCAUGGGAAAAAAGACGGAUGUAUUCACAACAAAUGUAUCAGAAGAAUAAAUCUUGCAUUAAUCAGAACCAAAGAAACCCACUAGUUCUGAAGAAUAGUAAGUGUGCUUUUAUGACCAAGGAAUCUGAAUUUGAUCAUUCAACUGAUGAUAAGAAGAUAAAGAGAAAUUCUUCAAAACAUAAAAAAAAUGAAUCAUUUACUAUUUGUGAUAAAGCAGAUAUAAAUGAUAAGAAUGUACAUUUAGAUAUUAAUUUGCCUGAAGUUGCAGCAGCAGAGUUGUCAAGCCCUAAUCUAAGUACUCAAGGUGCAGAAAAUAAAGACACUGUGUACCUGACUAAUGAUAAUAUAAGCAGCUCUAAUUCCAAGAAACGACGCAGAACAUCUACUUUUGAAAAAAAUACAAUAUUAAUUAACUCUUCUGAAGAAUCAAAAGAUAAAGUGUUUCAACAUGAAUUGGCUUCAUCAUCAAAGAAGAGACAAAGACUUUCAACUUAUGAAAAGCAAAACCAAGAAUUGAAUGCUGAAAACUCUAAUAAAUACCAAAUAAAUGAGUUUUCCUGUAAAAGUUCUUUAACUUCAGUGAAAAGACGAAGAUCUUCCACAUAUGAUAAACAAACUAGUGAUAAAAGAGGAAAGAAAGAAAACAUUAACCACAAGGGUUCUGCUCAGUUAGAAACUAAAAAAAAAGCAGGAAUAAAGGCACAAAGGUGUAAUUCAAAAACACAACAUGUAAGAAUGACACCUCCUAAACCUGGUGGUGGUAAUGGAGCAUUAGUUGGAAUUUCUAGUAUCAAAAGAAAUUCAAAGCCAAAAAAUCAGGGAAUGCAUAUCCCUUCAGCAAACUGUACUAAGAUUGGUUCUGAUUUGAUCAAAGCAGAGACGGCUGUACAUCUAGGUUCUAGCAUGCAUAUCCCAUUGGAUCCAAUUCCUAAAAACCUACCUGUCAAGGAACGACUUAGGAUGUGGAAGGAAAGGAAACAGCAAAUUGAAGAAUACAACAAGCUUCAAAAUAUUCAAACUCAAAAGCUGAACAGACAAAGCACAAUUCCAGCUUCAACAAAACCUCAGAAAGUUCCAAAUUUCCAGAAAUGUGCUGCAGUUGCACCUAGAGGCCUUUCAAAACAUACAAGAAAUCAGAACAACCCAGUAACAGUUAGAAAAUCAAAUUCUUUGAAAUCAUCUAAAAUGCUUGUAGCUCCAGCAAAAAAUAAAGUCUUAGAGAAAGCAAAACAAAAAACAUCUCUGCUAGAAAAGCAGAGCCAAGGGCUUUCUCAAAAGAAGAAAUCGGUAUCUCAAAUUAGGAAUUUGGCAAUUACCCAGGAACCAAUAUCCACAACUCAAGACUUCAGGAAAGACAAAGAAAUAUCAACUGUAACAUCUAACCUUGAUAUUACGGAUAAGAAUUGUAAUGAAAACAUCCAGUCCAUAGAGGAUGUUCAACUGGAUACGCCUAAACGUCGAUCAUUAACUUUCAUCAAAGACAGACCUACACCUGGCAUCAGAAGGGUCACACUCUCUGGUUCUGAAGGAAAUGAAAAUAAUUCUGAAACUAGCUCAAAGAAAUCAAAUAAAUUUUGUAAUAAUAGUAAUAUAACAAAAUUUGAACAUCAAAACAAUAGAAAGGGUAAUCACCUUAUUCGUCACAGUAUCAGCUACUUGUACCGGAAAGGACAACUUGGUCAGGUAAUUAAGGAUAAACGUAAAACAAUUUCUUCACUCCCAAUUAAAGAAGAGCUGAGAAUAAUGAAUAAAAGAACAGAAAAUGAAUGUAAUUUAGCAGAAGGAAAUAAGAAGCAGAAAGCAACAACUCCAAAAAGUAGAAGAUCUAGACAAAAAAGUGUAUCUUUUUAUUUACAAGAUGAUAAACCAGACAUGUCUUCCCAUAAACUUCCAAAAACUUCAGUGAGGGAUUUAACAUUAAGAGAACGAUUGGAAGUUUGGCUAGAUAAUAAAGGACACAGUAGUUCCCAAUACCGACACCUACAUUGCUUUGGUCAUCAGCUUUCAGACUUCAAAAGAAAGAAGUCUCUUCCAAAAAGCCCAGCUCCUAAAGUAAUAUCUAGUAGGGUGGAAAAGGAGGAGAGUGUUGCACCAUCUGCUGACUUGCUGGGGAGCUCACCUUUGCUGAGGCCAAGAACUCCAAUGAAGUCAGUUGUUGAUGUUAGUGUGGAAAAAACUCUAACAGAAUUAAAAUCAUUAUUGGAAGAGGGUCACCCACCAUCAUACAUCAGCCGUUGGUUAGAUGAAAUUUGUAAACAUGUACCAUCUAGUGAGGACAGUGUACAGUUCUGGGAAUGUCGAGCUCUAGUUGCAGAAAAGAAGGGAGAUUAUGAAACUGCUGUUGAGAUAUUAAACACUGCUUUGGAUAAAGGAGUAGAGCCAGUAGAAGAUUUGAAGUCAAUAGUUUCUUCUUUGAGGGCCCGCAUUGCUUCACAGGAAGAAAAUGAACAUACAACAAAAGAAGAUAUGAUAGAAUUAAAUGGAACUCCAAAAUUAAUUACAGAUUUGUCAGCAAGUAAAAAGAGGAAAUCAAUGGCCACCACACCAAGGCAGCCUUUGGUAGACAAAGCUAAUGUGUUUGAGUCUACCUUGAUUCAGUAUAGUUUGUCUCAUCAUAAGCCCUUGUUGCAAAGAAUUUCCAAGAAUCUUGACGUUGAGGCAAUUGUGACACCUGUAAGAAGAUCAUCUCGUCUAUCUAUACCUUCCUUAUCCGGGAAAAGAACUCGGGAAACAUCCUUGAAUUCUUUGACUGAAUUACCAUUUGAAGCUAGACAGAAAGUCUUUUUUUAUCAUAAUGAUGCUCUUGGUGAACAAGAUUUUGAUUAAAUCCUUUGUUUAUUUCAGAUUUAUUUUUUAGAAUAUAAGAUUUCUUCAUAAUAAUCUGGUAUUUUUGUAUUGAUCAGAAUGGUUAAUACUUUUUUCCAAAAAAAUUCAUUUAUCAAUACUACUUGACCUAAUACCUCUUAGAAAACCAAAAUAGAGAAUUGUUUUUCUUUAAAUAGAUAAUUAGAUGUGUUUUUACUGAAAUAACUACUUUACCAAGAGUCUUCAUUGAUCUACAGAAGUAUCUGUUUGGUCUACUAAAAAGACAAGUUUUUUUUAAACCUAGACUGUUCAUCACAUGUGUUUCUCUCAACUUUUUCCUAUGUAAUUCAUGUACAGAGUAGUGUUUUGAAGAACAGGAGCAAUUUUUUUAUGAACUGAGUUAGAAAUAAUUUUUAUUUCUUCAAAAUAUUUUGUUAAAGUUAAUUGUUUAUUCAGCACACUUUUUCUUUUUUUAUGAAGUUAUAAGACUAUUACCACCUAUUAUUGUAAGACAUUAUUUAGGGCUUUUAUGUGAUUAGAAUUUUGUGCUUAGUAAAAUUUCCUUUAUGGUGUACUUUUGCAAUGCUUUUUUAUGAUCCAAGAUAUAUGAUACAUAAACUUUCCAGUUCUGUAGUGAAUGGACUUGUCCAAGUUCAAUUUCAUUUUUGUUGUUCAGUUAUUAAUAAUGUUGUGUAGAAGAAUAAUCACAAACAUAAGUGACUUUUGACAAUAAAUCUGAAACUAAUUACUUAAUGGUUAUAAAGUAUGUAUGGAAAUUUAGCUUUGUCAAUCCAAAUAAUUUUGUUCUCUUACUCACCAGUCUACAUAUUGUAGCUUCAUUUUUUUAUCACUAAAAAAUGUAGUGUUUGAUACA
This is a messenger RNA of Limulus polyphemus (Atlantic horseshoe crab), 3839 nucleotides long. RefSeq names its product cytoskeleton-associated protein 2-like. The transcript has 10 exons. Bases 101 to 2986 code for a protein of 961 amino acids. The record is from RefSeq and is a predicted model, not a curated record. NCBI's taxonomy places the organism in Eukaryota, Metazoa, Arthropoda, Merostomata, Xiphosura, Limulidae. Gene Ontology annotation, cellular component: microtubule cytoskeleton. Gene Ontology annotation, biological process: negative regulation of microtubule depolymerization.